GUGAAGCUUGCCAAGUCUGGCAUCAUUGAAAUUAUGACUUGCGCCGUGAGGCAAAUGCAGCGAGUGUGUUUCUAAAAUGGAAGAUAUUGGCAUUAUCGUGCCCGACAAGGAGGAGGUGCUGAACUUGGAACCCAAAUUACCUGGCACAGACGAUCAAGAUGCAGAGGACUUUUACAUCAAGUAUAAGAAACUGGAGCGUCAGCUGGAGUUCCUGGCAGUGCAGGAAGAAUAUAUCAAGGACGAGCAGCGCAACCUGAAGAAGGAAUACCUGCACGCCCAGGAGGAGGUGAAGCGCAUCCAAAGCGUGCCACUGGUCAUUGGCCAGUUCCUGGAGGCUGUGGACCCGCACACGGGCAUUGUGGGCUCCACCACAGGCUCCAACUACUAUGUACGCAUCCUCUCCACGCUGGACCGUGAGCUGCUCAAGCCCAGUGCUUCGGUUGCACUUCAUAAGCACAGCAAUGCACUCGUCGAUGUCCUGCCCCCAGAGGCCGACAGCUCUAUCUCCAUGCUGCGUGCUGACGAGAAGCCGGACAUCAAGUAUGCAGAUAUUGGAGGCCUGGACAUCCAGAAGCAGGAGAUCAGGGAGGCUGUGGAGUUGCCACUGACCCACUUCGAGCUGUACAAGCAGAUCGGCAUUGAUCCACCCCGUGGGGUGCUGAUGUAUGGCCCACCUGGCUGUGGCAAGACCAUGCUGGCCAAGGCCGUUGCACACCACACCACAGCGGCCUUCAUCCGGGUGGUGGGCUCGGAGUUUGUGCAGAAGUACCUGGGCGAGGGUCCUCGCAUGGUGCGGGAUGUCUUUCGGUUGGCCAAGGAGAAUGCACCCGCCAUCAUCUUCAUUGACGAGAUCGACGCCAUUGCCACCAAGCGCUUUGAUGCACAGACUGGUGCGGAUCGAGAAGUGCAGCGGAUCCUUCUGGAGCUGCUGAACCAGAUGGAUGGUUUUGACCAGACUACCAACGUCAAGGUGAUAAUGGCAACAAACCGUGCGGACACACUGGACCCUGCACUGCUCCGCCCAGGCCGUCUGGACCGCAAGAUAGAGUUCCCACUACCAGAUCGCCGGCAAAAGCGGCUCAUCUUCUCCACCAUCACGGGCCGCAUGAACCUGAGUGAUGAGCUUGACCUGGAGGACUAUGUGGCACGGCCAGACCGAAUCUCGGGCGCUGACAUCAAUGCCAUAUGCCAAGAGGUGCCAUACAGCCAUUGAGAAGCACUUCGGUGACUGCAUCAAACCGCAACUUUGUCCACCGUCUCCUGACGAGACAGCGCUGGUUAGGCAUACCUGGCGGGAGUGCCAGGCGGCAUGCCAUUAGGAGAAGUUUGCCCUGGAUAUAUACUCAUAUCUGUAAGCGAAUAGACUUUGAUCUGGCACAUCAUCAUGUGCACAGGCUACACCACCACUAGGAUCGGUGAAAACACAUGUGAACAAUGUUCCAAACUUAUGAAUUUGUGAAACACUGGCAGCGAUGGUAGUGAAAGUUGCACACACAAUAUGUGCACCUUACAAUGAUGUGCGAAAUGUACUUGUGGUCUUGAUUGAUUUCUCCUGUAGUCGUAGCAUAGUUCUGAGUUAAACGUAAGGGGCACUAUAUUUAGAAUUAAAAAUACAAAGAUUAAAGGGAUGCUAAAGAACAACAUUGAAUAGGUUUAGGCUGUUAAAGUACGUAUUUUAUCAAUACUUCAUGAAAAGGGUUGUUUACUAGUGGAGAAAAUGAAGUCCAAAUUUCCUUCUUUUUUUCAAUUGCACCAACAUGUUAUCGCUAGUACGCCAGAGUGUUGCCCCAAAUUUUUGAAAUAUAUAUCCUCGUAAUUGGGCAGCACAGAAAAUCUUCUUGAACUUUAUUGGGUUGAUUCUCUGGUUUCUCUAGAAUUCAAUGUACUACUAGUGCUUCUUCACUGAUGAACAGUAAACUGUACCCGAGUAGACAGUGUUCAAAUUUGUGAUGUAGCAGCAAGCUAGUGCAAAAACUUUAGGAUGGCAUUGCCACCUGCUUUUUGCUUUUAAACAUUUUCUGGUUUGCCAUGACUCGUCUUGCGGUAGUUGUGGCUGCUUCGUUAUUGCAGAAGCGUGAUUUACUAAUACAUCUCUACUUAAUACUAGUUCUCUUUAGUGUCCCCUUUGAGGGUCGAUUUUUUUGCCAUAUGCGACCGCUUAGGGUCGAUUUUUUUAUUGCAGAUUCCAAUUCUUCUGACGGACCUAUAUCGAAAAAAAAAUUACCGUAAUUUUUCUAGAGUGACCGUAAAGUGAGAAAAACAUUUUUUUUUUGUGUUGGUAUAUAUGUACUGUGUAUACAUGAACAACAAUAAAAAAAGGAAAUAAA
This is a messenger RNA of Dermacentor andersoni, 2327 nucleotides long. RefSeq names its product 26S proteasome regulatory subunit 6B. Gene Ontology annotation, molecular function: ATP binding; ATP hydrolysis activity. Lineage: Eukaryota; Metazoa; Arthropoda; Arachnida; Ixodida; Ixodidae. The record is from RefSeq and is a predicted model, not a curated record.